AUGGCUGUCUGCAAGUAUUCCAUUCCUUCAGAAGAGUGCACGGUGUCGACUUGUUGUCUGAUGCAGGCUUCCAUUCACUACUUGCCGAAUCUAAGUGCUAACGCAACGUACCUGGCCAUCUUCUCCGCCCUUUUCGUUCUUCAAGCCAUACUAGUCCUGACGUACAGGACGUGGAAAUUCUCAAUACCCAUGCUGUGUGGAGUCUUGCUGGAGAUGGUUGGCUAUGCCGCUCGUUUAUGGAUGAGGAGCGAGAUCUUCCAACCCAACCCUUUCAUUCUUUAUUUGAUCACCCUGACCAUCGCUCCUGCUUUGAUAUCUGCCUCAAUUUAUCAAUCACUUGGUGUCGUCAUCACCAAGCGCGACCCGCUGAUCUCACGCAUCAAGCCAACAAACUAUACUCCGAUCUUCGUGUCUUUCGACGUCGUCUGUCUCAUCUUACAAGCGGCGGGUGGGGCCUGGGCUGCGGAAGGUGUUCGCGAGGAGGACCGCCGAAAAGUUCCUACUGGUACACAUAUCAUGCUUGGUGGGCUUGCGUUGCAGGUCGCUUCUUUGGCUGCGUUCAUGGUGCUGAGCUCUGACUAUGCGGUCCGAUAUUGGAAGAAGCAUUAUGCAGGCACGCAAAAAGCUCGGGCAUUGGAUGACAGUUAUAGCGAGGAAGAUCGGCACGUUUCGCCCGUUCAGAAUUUCAGUUUUGGCCUCGGGCUUGCUACAGUUACAAUCUCUAUCAGAUGUGUCUUUCGUGUUGCGGAACUCCAGGGAGGAUUCGGCGGACGUCUGGCAAACGAUCAGGUCUUGUUUAUGGUUUUCGAGGGCCCCAUGAUCAUCAUCGCUGUGGCUGUUCUGACACUUUUCCAUCCUGGUCGUUGCCUCCGGGUUCAGCCGGAAGCGCUCACGGCCCAGUCUCCAGAGCAGAAGCCUACGAGAAGUGUCUCAGUGGAAGUCACUGAAUAUGACAAUUCUGCAGUGUUCAGGCCGUUGGGGUCAGCAUUCGGAUGA
This is a messenger RNA of Exophiala viscosa, 996 nucleotides long. RefSeq names its product RTA1 like protein-domain-containing protein. The record is from RefSeq and is a predicted model, not a curated record. The coding region runs from base 1 to 996 and encodes 331 amino acids. The transcript is spliced from 3 exons. NCBI's taxonomy places the organism in Eukaryota, Fungi, Ascomycota, Eurotiomycetes, Chaetothyriales, Herpotrichiellaceae. Gene Ontology annotation, cellular component: plasma membrane; fungal-type vacuole.